Molecule: messenger RNA, 804 nt
Organism: Talaromyces marneffei
Lineage: Eukaryota; Fungi; Ascomycota; Eurotiomycetes; Eurotiales; Trichocomaceae
Exons: 2
Coding region: 1-804 (267 amino acids)
Biological process (GO): fungal-type cell wall polysaccharide metabolic process
Cellular component (GO): fungal-type cell wall
Source: RefSeq, a predicted model, not a curated record
AUGGCUCGUUAUUACAUUGUCGCUGGCUUGGCUACCUCCCUCCUUGUGGCUUCGGCAGCUGCUGAUCCUUGGCCCAAGAGAGGUCUGGCUGCCAAUGACGAUGUUCCUGUUUGGCAGUUUGGCGGUUCGUGGAACGGUCACAAUUCUCAGGUGAACUGGCAGUAUAAUUGGGAUAGUACCACUAGCCAGAAACAACCUUGGGCUGAAUUCGUCCCAAUGCUUUGGGGUACGUCAAGCGACCAUACCUCCCAAUGGUUUGACCAUGCCUGGUACUGGCUUAAUAACGGUGGUUCGGGCCAUCUGCUCGCCUUCAAUGAGCCUGAGCAGUCGGGUCAGUCCAACCUCACGCCCCAACAGGCUGCUGACGCUUGGCGAACGUACAUGGAGCCGUUCGCUGGCCAUGCUCAGCUUGGUGCUCCCUCUGUCUCGAAUGACGGUUAUGAAUGGCUGUCUGAGUUUCUGCAAGCAUGCAGCAACUGCCACAUUGACUUUGUCCCAAUCCAUUGGUAUAACGACCACACUCUGGAAUUCGAUCUUGAGAACUGGGUCAACCGGAUUUGCUCCCUAACAGGCCGCCAAGUUUGGGUCACUGAGUUCCAAGGCUUCGGCUCGCCCGACGACCAGAGCAACUUUUUGCGCUCGGCCAUCCCCUUUCUCGACAAUAACCCCUGCGUCUACAGAUAUGCAUACUUUGGAACUGCCGAUAACUCCAAGGUCCUCUUAAACAACGGUGGCCCUUCACUUUCACCUUUGGGUGUACAGUAUGCCUUCAGCCCUUAUGGUAAUGGUAACGGCCCCAACUAA